This is a messenger RNA of Vanessa atalanta (red admiral), 1815 nucleotides long. RefSeq lists its product as uncharacterized. Bases 16 to 1815 code for a protein of 599 amino acids. Gene Ontology annotation, cellular component: membrane. Gene Ontology annotation, biological process: sodium ion transmembrane transport. Gene Ontology annotation, molecular function: glycine transmembrane transporter activity. The record is from RefSeq and is a predicted model, not a curated record. NCBI's taxonomy places the organism in Eukaryota, Metazoa, Arthropoda, Insecta, Lepidoptera, Nymphalidae. The transcript has 15 exons.
UUUCUAAAAGGUACAAUGGCUUCUCGAAACCCAAAUUCCAUGGAUACUAUACUUACGUAUGAUAAUAGAGAUGCGCAAAGUCAAUGGUCCGUCGUUUGGUCAACGAGCCAUAUUCCUGGAAUGGACAACGCUUCAGGCGGCGGCGUUCAGCGAGGCAUACAGGGUCGUCGCAAUUUAAGACUUGGUUCACUAGCUCUUGGCGCUUUUUUAACUAUGCAUUGCCGAGUUGCGGCUUCAGUACUCACAGGAGGAUUUUUUGUAUUUAUGUUAUUUCUAAUCAUGGCGACUGGACUGCUUGCAAAUCCUUCACGACAUUUUGAAGUUUACCUCGGGCAGUGGAGUAUUAGUGGCCCCGGGCGUGCUUUUCGUAUUCUGCCAAUGUUUGAAGGUAUCGGCUUAGCAAUAUGUAUCAAUGCUUUAGUGCGAGCAAUUCUUUGUAGCACAAUUGCUGCUAUAGCCUCAAUCUACGUCUUGCACUCCGUAUCUGACUCUAAAUUACCUUUUACAUUUUGCAGAGAUUUUGAUCUUAAACCAUACGACCCGAUUUUGAAAAAUCUUACGUUUAUGAUGUUAAGGGAGUCUAGAUUUUUGUUGGAAACUGGCGAAGUUUUUGAGGAAAAAUUUUUAACUGAACACGUUACAGUUGGGACGUAUGAUUUUGCAUGGAGAAAUGUAACUGACCAAAACCUGCUACGUAAAAGACCAAAGCAUAAUGUUACUCGAAGACGUUACCUCCAACCAAUAGAAAUGUGCAAUGAGAGAUAUUCCUUAGGCUAUCCAAUUCUGUACAGCACUCCAGCUUAUAACUUUUUUUACGUGGAAGUCGUUUUGUUCCGUGAAGAUUACAAUUUCGGCCAUUUCAAUAUGCCGUUAUCGUUUUGUUUAGUUUUAGUAUGGGGUGUUUUAUGGGCACUUUUGAUAAAGGAACGUCUUUCUCACGGCAGGUUAAUUUGGAAUAACAUGUAUUCUUGGCUAGUCAUCGUGCCGUGGUUUUGGGCGACAUUACUUUUAUUUACUUCUGUUAUAAAACUUGUAACCUCACCUGAAGCCUGGCGUAAAGUUUUUAGGAUGGGUUCUAAGGAAGUACUUUCAGCUUUAGCUGACGCUUUGGAGGUUUCUCUCUAUAUCCAUUCAGCCAGUGUGGGAUCGGAAAUUAUUCACGGAAAGGGUUUAAACCAUUAUGCUUCGGGUCAUAUCGACCCGCAUCUAAACGGCGAAAACGUAUGGCAUAGUGGGCUAUUACUCUUACUAACUGCACUUCAUUCGGGUGGAGCUGCGAUCUGUGCGCUAGUCGAUUGUAUACAGCCUAAUACUAAAGCUGUUUACACCAUGCAGGAAAGUACGUUAUGGAUAAUUCCUAUGUACUCUAAGUGUACGUUGAUCAAAAACUAUUCGCAUUUCAUAUCGGCACUUAUAUUCAGUGGGAUUGCAUUUUCAUACAUGAGCGUGGCAUUUGUUCUCGUCAAAACAGCACUACAUACAAUAUUUGAAUAUAAAGUCAAAUUAGUGUUUGCAGAACAAGCUGUAGUGGCUGGAACGAUCUUGACCUGCAUGGGAUUUAGUCUUCUCUUUGCAACAACAGGUGGUGUAGCGCUACUCGAAAGUGUGGAUGCGAUAAUGUCUGGCGUCGCAAUGCCCUGCAUCUGCCUGUUAGAGUUGGUCGCGCUGCUGUACGUGUACGGCAACAACGAUUUCGUUUCCGAUAUGAACAUCGCAACAGAGGAGAACGCAUGCUCGUCGAGAAUCGGCACUCAGUGGCAGAUUAUCCCCUUCAUCAUGGUGGUGAGAUUAAUUUUAACAACGAAUAUCGACUGA